AUAAACGAAUGCGAAGUGCAGCGCUGUUACGGCUUUUAUCGUAUUUUUUAUAUUUGGGUUCGAAACUUUCGUACUCAGCGUCCAUAGAAACGUACAAGAUCGUAUCAUCCAACUCGAAGGAAAAUCAGAGUUACUGUUAUUGUACAAGGAAAAAGUAUGAAGUUCCACAACUGUGUUGUGUGCAACACACGUACGAAACCAAAAAACAGAAGACCGGUGAACAAAUCCAUAAAGAAGUAUCUGUUGAAAAAGUUUUUCAUUAACGCUGAUGAGAGGUCAAUUAUAUGUAAUAAAUGCAGACAUAACUAUUAUAUAGCUGAGACGCAGCGUAGUUCAACAUACAGUUCAACAGAAGCAAGUGAUCCGGACUUUCAUCCGCCAGCCUCUAAAGGGAAUUCUUCAUAUCUCAGCCCUCCGUCUGUUUCACUGAAAAUACCGUGCACUACAAAGACUCAUGCUAAAUGUUUCUUGUGUAAGAGACCGGGACCUAAACUCAUCGUUGUACCCUCCGAGACAAGAGUGACGGUAUUUAUAAAAUUCAAUAUACUGAUACCAUCCGGAUCACGCUGCUGUCCUGUACAUAUAUAUAAUGAGCAGAUUUCAGAGGAGUCCCUUAUAAACGUUCUAACCACAGACACAGUCUUUAUGAGCAGAACAAAUAUCUUAGAGUUGAUCGGGGCUAUAAGAAAGGAAUGCAUCAGAACAAAUGAAAGGCUUAAUUUUGACAACUUGAGAGAAGCAGAUUAUAAAGAACUGACUGGACUUAAGCAGACAGACUUUGAAGACCUCUUCCUUAGUAUAGAAGAGCAUAUUCGGAGCUCACCCGUACGUAGUCCGAGAACUACAGUUGGACUGUUCCUGUUGAAAUUAAAGUCUGGCAUAUCAAACAAACUUCUUUCAACAAUUUUAGGUAUAACGCCGUCAAGUGUCCGAAGAGCAAUUUCAAGUGUAAGACGUGCAUUAAUGCAGCAUUUUGUUCCGGCGAACUUGGGUCUUGCACAUAUAUCUAGGCAAGAAAUUAUUGACAAACACACAAGACCUCUUGCUCAGUCACUGUUUGGUACAGAUGAGUCGGGUGACAGUCAGCCAAAGAUGAUGCUUGUUUUAGAUGGAACGUAUGUUUACAUACAAAAAAGUACAAACUUUCAAUUUCAAAGACGGUCAUUUAGCAUGCACAAGGGCAGACCCUUAGUAAAACCAAUGGUAGUUGUAACAACCAGUAGGUACUUUGUCACCAUAAUCGGACCCUACCUGGCAGAUGGAAGAAACAGUGACGCACGUAUAUUAACUCACAUGAUGCAGACAAAUGUCGAAGAAAUAAAAAGCUUUGUAGCUGAAAAUGACGUUUUUAUUGUUGACAGAGGUUUUCGGGAUUCCUUAGCUAUGCUGGAAGAUAUGGGAAUACAUGCCGAAAUGCCUGCAUUCAUGCAAAAAGGACAGAAACAAAUGACAACAGAAGAUGCUAACACUAGCAGACUAGUCACGAAGGUAAAUUGAUAAUAUAUGUGUUAUUUUCUAUAAAAAAGGAGACCAAAACCUAAAGUAAUAGAAUUAAAUGCAAAAUAUCAGGCGCGAGAACGAAUGUAUAUAGUGCUUUGAUAAUACGGUGCCGUAAAAUGACUAUUGCUAAAUUCUAAUGCAUUUUAUUUAUAUGCACGUAGACUGCUGUAUUUAUUGUCCCUGACACCUGACAAUCUUUUCUAAUAUUUUCGGGCGUUUUCGUUAUUGUACGCGAUAUUUGUGUCCUGAUUAUAUCUACAUUAA
This is a messenger RNA of Mercenaria mercenaria, 1764 nucleotides long. RefSeq lists its product as uncharacterized. NCBI's taxonomy places the organism in Eukaryota, Metazoa, Mollusca, Bivalvia, Venerida, Veneridae. The transcript is spliced from 2 exons. Bases 157 to 1497 code for a protein of 446 amino acids. The record is from RefSeq and is a predicted model, not a curated record.